Molecule: messenger RNA, 363 nt
Organism: Opisthorchis viverrini
Lineage: Eukaryota; Metazoa; Platyhelminthes; Trematoda; Opisthorchiida; Opisthorchiidae
Exons: 2
Coding region: 1-363 (120 amino acids)
Source: RefSeq, a predicted model, not a curated record
AUGCAAGGCGGUGACGCGCUGCAUAUUGCGGCAGCGUUGUCUGUCUGGUCAGCAUCUAGCGGAGCUGAGGGGCUCAGUAGAUUUCAGGCAUUUAGCGGUUACUUCCGGGAGUCUGACCUUCCUGAUACCUACAACCAUACCUCCAUCCAUACCUUCUAUGGACCACGUGCUCGGGUGUGUUUACUGGUGGUUGAUCAGAUAGCAGUUGAUCUGCUCGCCGAGCUUGGCAACUGGCUUGCAAACGUUUCAUCCCCAGUUGAAGAGACAUCGACUCAACUGUGCACUGACGAUGUCUCCUCAACUAAGGACGAAACGUUUGCAAGACAGUUGCCAAGCUCGGCGAGCAGAUCAACUGCCAUCUGA